Messenger RNA from Xenopus laevis (African clawed frog), 1517 nucleotides. It is a transcript of the gene l3hypdh.L, whose product is annotated as L-3-hydroxyproline dehydratase (trans-) L homeolog. NCBI's taxonomy places the organism in Eukaryota, Metazoa, Chordata, Amphibia, Anura, Pipidae. The coding region runs from base 1 to 1047 and encodes 348 amino acids. Gene Ontology annotation, molecular function: trans-L-3-hydroxyproline dehydratase activity; hydro-lyase activity. The record is from RefSeq and is a predicted model, not a curated record. The transcript is spliced from 5 exons.
AUGGCUGCCCCUAGAUUGCCCCAGUUGCCCCCUCAUGAUGGGCCGGUGCUGUCUGUAGUGGAUAUGCACACUGGCGGGGAACCUUUGCGGAUCGUGCUAAGCGGGGCCCCAGCUCCCGAGGGCCGUACUAUUCUAGAGAAGCGGCGCUGGGUGCGGGAUAACAUGGAUUGGCUUCGGCGGGUGCUUAUGUUUGAGCCCCGUGGCCACCGAGACAUGUACGGUGCCCUGUUAGUGCCAGGCGACGAGGAGGAGGCGCAUCUCGGGGUGCUUUUCAUGCACAAUGGAGGCUACAGCACCAUGUGCGGACAUGCAGUCAUUGCCCUCGGCCGCUUUGCACUGGAUUAUGGGUUAGUGAAGGAUCCGCAGGGGCCGGAGACAGCGGUGAAUAUUCAGUGCCCGUGCGGACUGGUGCGCGCUUUUGUCAACUCCUCAGGGGGGCGCACUGGCUCGGUCCGCUUCCAUAGUGUCCCCGCCUUUGCUUUUGCCACAGAUGUUACUGUUGAUGUCCCUGGAUACGGGAAGGUAGUAGUGGACAUUGCUUAUGGUGGAGCAUUUUAUGCAUUUGUUAGUGCAGAGACAUUCGGGUUGGAUGUAUGUUCCUCAAGGACGAGGGAUCUUGUAGAAGUCUCAGCGGCAGUGACGGAAUCUGUAAAAGCCCAGGUUAAACUGAACCACCCAGACAGUGAUGACCUUGCUUUUCUCUAUGGCACCAUAUUAACCGAUGGAAAAGAUUCUUACAGCGAUGAUCCGACUGCCAACAUAUGUGUCUUUGCAGAGUCCCAGGUUGACCGCAGCCCUACUGGUUCUGGUGUGACGGCACGUGUUGCUCUGCAGUACCACAAAGGGUUAAUACAGUUGGGACAAAUAAGAACGUUUAAGAGUGGUGCAACAGACUCUCUGUUCACUGGAAAAGCAGUUAAGGAAACUGCAUGCGGCAAUUUCAAAGCAGUGGUGGUUGAAGUCUCUGGACAAGCCUAUUAUACCGGUGCCUCAAGCUUUGUCAUUGAGAAUGAAGACUCCCUAAAAGAUGGAUUUCUUCUUAAGUAAUUAGAAAUCAGAGAGAGCUUGUUUGUAUGAUAAUGACUAUUCUAUCAUUACAAACUCCUUAUAUCAUUUAGAUCAUGUAGCAGCCAUAAAACUGAUUUAGUAGCACUAGCAGUGUAAUUCAUAAGAAACUUAUUUCUCAUAAUCAUGUCGUCCAGUUCUCUUGCUGCUCAUUGGAGUUCCAUGACCUUCGGCCUCGUGUUUUUAUAUGGUCAUGAAACUCCUCGGUAACUUACAAUAUCCUUGUAUUUUAUAAGAGGGAGUAUUUUAUUUACAAUCUAGUUGCUUAGCCACUUCAUGUCUAUGCUGCUAUCAAUAGUACCAGAUACACUAUUAGCUUAUGGGUCUAACAGGCCUAGAUUUGCAUAUUAAAGGACCAGUAACAUCAAAAUGUUAUUUUAAAAAACUCGUUUGUAUACUACGGAAAAAAAAAGACCAACACAUAUUAAACUUUAAAAUCGCAAAGUCUUUAU